GCAUCGAUUAGUCAUAAGUGGUGACAGCUGGAUUCGCCAUGGCGAAGGAAGAUGAGUCAUGUGGGAACAGGGUUGGGAAAACUUAAGCCGCUGUGAGAUGAGCUGGAUCAGCCUGAAUCUGUGACCCGGAUUGGCCCCGCCCCUCCGUCCAGGUGAACUCUGACCCGGUUUGUGGAUCCAAGUUGACCUGCUGAGGCUGAUUACGGUGAUACUCAGGUGCUUUAAAGUCUGCCAUCACAUGUGAGCAUGAAAUGUAAUCGGAUUACAAUUAGGCUGUGCUUUUAAAGCGUAAACUAUAUUGAUGCCAGCUGUAGCAGAGCCUGUGCUUUAAACUCAGUCAUGUGACAGGGCUGUCAGUGUUUAGCCCCUCCCUCCAAUGACCCCUCUUUACACCUGAAGGUAAAACAAAACUUUCUGUAGGACUCAGAGGUCCCACAGAAAGUCCUUCCUGUCAUAAACACUACACUACCCAUAAUCCUCACAGCUAAUUCUCCCUAAACAGUCUGAAUGGCCCAGAGGAAGCCCUCUAUAAUUCUGCUGCUGUAGCACCAGCCCUGAAGCGCAGACAUGAAGAGAAAUGCAUUCUGGGAGUCGUAGGCUGAACCUCCAGAGUCUGUCUGCUUCCAGUGCCCCAAGCUUCUCACACAUGUGCUGCACUCUGUGUUCCUGAUGCUGAUUCUGAGCACGCUCACAUCGAGUGUUAGUGCAUGAGGUUGACAUGAAGGGGAGGAGCCUGGUGCUCCUAGCAGAGCUAGCAUUGGUCAGCUGUACUGCAGGUGGUGGGAGGUGAGCUCUGAUUGGCUGUUUGUAGCAUAAAACAGGAAAAAGCUGAGGUGUUUGCAACAGUUUUCUUCUUCAUGUCAGAGUGUUGCUCCUCCUCCUCGCCAACACCGCUCGCUCACAAUGGCCGACUGGACCGACUGUCUGAACUUCGGCAUCUCCAUUGCUAAACAGGCCAGUAAGGUGGUGCUGACAGCGUUCCAACAGGAGAAGGAAGUGAAGCUGAAAAGCUCUCCGGCUGAUCUGGUGACAGAAACGGACCAACGGGUUGAGAUGAUCCUCUUGUCUGCCAUCAGGAGCCAGUAUCCUCAGCACAGGUUCUAUGUCCGACCGACCUUCAACCCCUGUGGGCUUCACACCCAAAGCUUUCCUAAAAGAUGUGAAGGUCACAUGACCUCUGACCUGUUGGCACACAUAGUGCGUGCACUGGGCACAGCAGCGGUUGACAUGUGUCAGGUGGCGACGGGCGGUGCCGACGCCUACUAUCACAUCGGGAUGCACUGCUGGGACAUCGCCGCCUCCGCCAUCAUUGUCCGGGAAGCUGGAGGCGUUGUCAGAGACACCGACGGCUCAGAGUUUGACAUGAUGUCCCGAAGAGUCAUCGCCGCCAGCUCCGCCGCCGUAGCCAGUCGCAUCGCUCAGGUGAUCCGGCCGUUCCCCUGUAGCCGUGACGAUGAUGACCAACACAGGUGUGUGUGUGGGGCGACCGGUGUGAACAGACUGUAGGUCAGCUGACAGGAAGUGUGCUGCUGCAGUGAUUAGUGACACUUCUGUGAUCAAUGAACCAAUAAAAAUCUGCGUGCAAA
Molecule: messenger RNA, 1586 nt
Organism: Neolamprologus brichardi
Lineage: Eukaryota; Metazoa; Chordata; Actinopteri; Cichliformes; Cichlidae
Source: RefSeq, a predicted model, not a curated record